GCUGUUGAUGGUCUGCCAAGCUCACACCGGCGAUGGGAUCUGGGUGAAUUGUGAUAAUUUCUAAUUUGUGUAUUUGUGAAUUGUGAUAGGGAUAUUGGAAUUUUCUGGAUUUCUGCUGGUCUCUUGUCUCUUCUCUGAGCAAUGAGCAUUUGUAACAAUAACCACAGCAAGCACAAACAACUUCAUUACUGAUACUGGAUGCUGGACUAGUAAAAUAUAUAGAGAAUCCAAUCAAAAUUAAUAAAUCAUGGGUUCACUUAAUUUGCUCCAAACACUCAAAAAAGACAAUGGACGUGUAUGGAACCUGAGUUGGCAUCCUAAUGGUGAAGUUCUAGCUUCUUGUGGGGAAGAGAAAUCUAUAAGAAUAUGGGCAAAGGAUCUAACAGGAAAGUGGCUGAACAAAAUAGUCCUGACAGAUGGACACAAACGCACUGUGAGACAAGUAGUAUGGUCAGCAUGUGGAAACUAUCUUGCUUCAGCUAGUUUUGAUGCAACAACUUGCAUUUGGGAUAAGAAAGGUGGAGAUUUUGAAUGUAAUGCUACUCUAGAAGGUCAUGAAAAUGAAGUAAAGAGUUUGGCUUGGUCAAAGUCUGGUCAGUUAUUAGCCACAUGUAGCAGGGAUAAAUCAGUAUGGAUUUGGGAAGUAACUGAUGAGGAAGAGUAUGAUUGUGCUGCUGUACUCAAUGCUCAUUCACAAGAUGUUAAAAAAGUUGUUUUUCAUCCAACUAAAGACUUACUAGCUUCUGCAUCAUAUGACAACACCAUCAAAUUAUUCAGGGAUGACCCAAGUGAGGGUGACUGGAUAUGUUGUGGAACUUUAACAGGCCAUAAUUCCACAGUAUGGAGUAUUAGUUUUGAUAAAACUGGUAGUCGUCUAGCCUCAUGUGGUGAUGACCAAACAAUAAAAAUCUGGAAAGAAUAUCCCCCUGGGAAUCAAGAGGGAAUUCCUACUGAAGAUGGAGACUCUGCUUGGAAAUGUGUCUGUACUUUAACAGGACACCAUGCUAGAACCAUCUAUGACAUUAGUUGGUGCCAUAUGACUGGAUUAAUUGCAACAGCUUGUGGAGAUGAUGCAGUGAGGAUUUUUAAAGAAGAUGAUGAUGGUGAUCCAAACUCCCCUGGUUUUAGUUUAAUUUGCACUGUAGAUAGGGCUCACACACAAGAUGUCAACUGUGUUACAUGGAACCCAGUAAUUCCUGGACUUCUAGCCUCUUGCAGUGAUGAUGGAGAGAUAAAGCUUUGGAGCUUCAAGGAGUUAGGACAAUAGUACUGAUGAAUUGUGCUGGGUGAACAAUGUCAAUGAGAGUGGAUUUCAAAAUAGGAAGAUGUUCCUUAUUUAGUCAUUUUUAUAUACUUAUACCUACUUCUAAUGGUUAGAUGAAUUGUUUCAGAUAUCUAUAAAACUAUUAUCAUCCAGACAGAAUAGUAGGUACAUUU
Phaedon cochleariae (mustard beetle) is the source of this 1437-nucleotide messenger RNA. The record is from the annotation of a GenBank genome assembly. NCBI's taxonomy places the organism in Eukaryota, Metazoa, Arthropoda, Insecta, Coleoptera, Chrysomelidae.